Messenger RNA from Helobdella robusta, 417 nucleotides. RefSeq lists its product as hypothetical. The coding region runs from base 1 to 417 and encodes 138 amino acids. The transcript is spliced from 2 exons. The record is from RefSeq and is a predicted model, not a curated record. Lineage: Eukaryota; Metazoa; Annelida; Clitellata; Rhynchobdellida; Glossiphoniidae.
AUGAGAAGGAUGAAGAAAGCUGUAGUUAUUUGCUUACUGUUGGCAGUGUUAGCGCAAGUGGAAAGUUUUGGACAGGGAAGAUCGUUUAACUCUGAUGGAUACAAAGAUGAUCAUAAUGGAGUACGUGCUCAGGGUGAUGAUGCAGCAGAUGAUGACCUGGCAGUUGAAGAUGGAGCAGCCGAUGAUGAUGCAGCAGAUGAUGAUUCAGCUGAUGAUGAUGCAGCAGAUGAUGAUUCAGUUGAAGAUGACCAGGCAGCUGAUGAUGAUUCAGCUGAUGAUGAUUUUAGCAGUGCAUCUGGAGAACUGCCUGUCGAACCUGACACAACCCUGGAAAGUGACUUCGACUGCGAAAUAAACAAUCCGUGCCUGAAGUUUGGUCCUUUCUUUGAAAGAACGUUUUUUCCGGCGAAAGAUUAA